AUGCUGAGAGCCAUUGGAAUUAGACAAGCGAGAAUUGUUGGUAGAAGAUUCAACUCCUCUGUGCAGAACGAGCCUGCUUUCAAAAAGGCGGACCCAGCUAAGGCCAAGGAAUUCAUCGAGCACUAUGAGGCUGUGAUUCACCAUUCUGAGAAGACCUCUAGCCUGUGGAAGAAAAUCACGUACUUUGUCGCUUUCCCUGUCAUUGCCUUGACUGCUGUCAACACUUACUUCGUUGAGGCCGAACAUGCUCAUCACAGAGAACACACCAAGCACCUCUCUGACGAGGAGUGGCCAAAAGAUUACCCAUACCAAAACAUCAGAAGAAAGGACUUCUUUUGGGGAGAUGGUGACAAGACGUUGUUCUGGAACCCAGAUGUGAACAGACAUAUCAGAGACUUUUAG
Ogataea angusta is the source of this 402-nucleotide messenger RNA. RefSeq lists its product as uncharacterized. Gene Ontology annotation, cellular component: mitochondrial inner membrane. Lineage: Eukaryota; Fungi; Ascomycota; Pichiomycetes; Pichiales; Pichiaceae. The record is from RefSeq and is a predicted model, not a curated record. The transcript has a single exon. Gene Ontology annotation, molecular function: enzyme regulator activity. Bases 1 to 402 code for a protein of 133 amino acids. Gene Ontology annotation, biological process: mitochondrial electron transport, cytochrome c to oxygen.